CCGACUGUAGGUGCGGUGACGUCGGUCUACGGGGGCUUUGGAUGUAGGCCGAGUAUAAAAGACUUCUGCGGUGUUGAGGAGGGUCUGUCAGGUGCUGAACAGUGUAGUGCUUCAGUUUAUUGGUGAUGGCGCGCUUUCUUUGUGCGCUCCUCUUACUUACGACAUGUGCUUUCGCCGAGGACUCGCUUCGAGUGAAAAGGCAAGAUGAGGCCGGAAAAUCAGAUAGCAACUUUGACGAGGUCUGUAAGGAUAAAGACGCUGGUGAAUGGUUUAGGCUUGUGCCCGGUGAAGGUGACAGCUGUCGUGAUGUGAUUCAAUGUACUUCCUCAGGACUACAGGCCAUCCGUUGCCCGGCAGGCUUAUAUUUUGACAUCGAAAAGCAGACGUGCGAUUGGAGAGAUGGUGUCAGAAAUUGUAAAGUUAAGAACAAAGAGAGAAGAGUGCGACCUUUGCUCAUAACAAAUGAACCUCUUUGCAACGAUGGUCUUUUGGCUUGCGGCGAUGGGAUCUGUAUCGAAAGGGGACUAUUUUGUAACGGCGAGAAGGACUGUACGGAUGGUUCCGACGAAAAUGCAUGCGAUAUUGACAACGAUCCAAAUCGUGCUCCACCUUGUGACCCGUCUGUCUGCCAACUUCCCGACUGUUUCUGUUCCGAAGAUGGUACAACGAUCCCCGGUGACAUUCCAGCCAAAGACGUGCCACAAAUGAUUACCAUCACUUUUGAUGACGCAAUUAAUAACAACAACAUCGAGCUUUACAAAGAAAUAUUCAACGGAAAACGAAAAAAUCCAAACGGAUGUGACAUCAAAUCUACUUUCUUUAUCUCUCAUAAGUACACAAAUUACUCAGCUGUACAGGAAAUGCAUCGUAAAGGACACGAAAUUGCUGUACAUUCUAUCACCCAUAAUGAUGAUGAACGAUUUUGGAGUAAUGCCACAGUCGACGAUUGGGCCAAAGAAAUGGCGGGCAUGAGAAUAAUCGUCGAAAAGUACGCUAAUUUAACCGAUAAUAGCGUUGUUGGCGUACGUGCACCAUACCUUAGAGUAGGAGGAAAUAAUCAAUUCACAAUGAUGGAGGAACAAGCUUUCUUAUACGACUCGACAAUUACCGCUCCCCUAAGCAACCCUCCUUUGUGGCCUUACACCAUGUACUUCCGCAUGCCACACAGAUGCCACGGUAAUCUGCAAAGCUGCCCAACGAGAAGUCAUGCCGUUUGGGAAAUGGUCCUAAACGAACUCGACCGUAGAGAAGAUCCAAGCAGCGACGAAUACCUACCCGGAUGUGCCAUGGUGGAUUCUUGCUCAAACAUCAUCACCGGUGACCAAUUCUACAAUUUCUUAAAUCACAACUUCGACCGCCAUUACGAAGAAAAUCGGGCACCUCUCGGCCUUUACUUCCACGCGGCGUGGCUUAGGAACAACGAGGAAUUUUUGGAAGCGUUCCUGUUUUGGAUCGACGAAAUCCUCGCGAACCAUAACGACGUUUAUUUCGUCACCAUGACGCAGGUAAUACAGUGGAUACAAAAUCCCCGAACGACUUCGGAAUUGAAAAAUUUCGAACCCUGGAGGGAGAAGUGUGUAGUGGAUGGUAUCCCCAACUGCUGGGUGCCUCAUUCCUGCAGGCUAACAUCUAAAGAAGUUCCUGGAGAAACGAUUAACUUGCAAACAUGCGUUCGUUGUCCCAACAACUACCCGUGGUUAAAUGAUCCUACAGGCGACGGGUUCUUCUAAGUCAACCGUGAUUAUUUGUUGUAUAGGCGAUAUUACUCGUGAUCUCGUUAAACUAAUCAACUCGCGCACAAUCAGUCUUACGAUUGAUAAGUUAAUAAA
Molecule: messenger RNA, 1829 nt
Organism: Photinus pyralis (common eastern firefly)
Lineage: Eukaryota; Metazoa; Arthropoda; Insecta; Coleoptera; Lampyridae
Gene: serp
Exons: 5
Coding region: 126-1730 (534 amino acids)
Biological process (GO): carbohydrate metabolic process
Cellular component (GO): extracellular region
Molecular function (GO): chitin binding; hydrolase activity, acting on carbon-nitrogen (but not peptide) bonds; protein binding
Source: RefSeq, a predicted model, not a curated record